AUUAUACAGUAUUAUGUUUUAUUGAUUUUACACAUUAUUUAUACAAAAUAUAUUUUUUAAACGCUCAAGUAUGGUAAAGACCGUGGGAUCGACACGAUCUGUUGGUGGACGCCGUGUAUCUGUCUCAGCAGCCAGCAUCAGUCACGUGUUUGUUUUGCAGUGAUCAAAGUGGCCAUUUCAUCUCACAGCAAUUUGCAGUGAACUUUGUCCAAGAAAUUUUGAACUGUAGUCAUGGCUCCAAAGCAUAGUGCUCUUAAAACUUUGGGAAGUGAUGCAAAGAGGCAGAAAAAGGUGAAGACCCUAGGGGGUCAAAAAGCUAUUCAUAAAUUUUCAGAUUUGCAAGGGGGCUGUGCUCCAGUCCCUCGCAAAUACAGAGGGCCGACUGUACCUGUUUUUUGCCAACUAAGAUGAAGACAUUCAUGACAUGGAUACAAAAAAAUGCAUAAAAAAUUCAUUUUUAUAUUACAUGAUUAAAUUCAACCCCAUCCUUUUACAAUUAUUCAUUUUAGCAGAUGGUUUUCUCCAAAGUGAUAGAUUAACUGGUGUUUAUCUGACACCCCAAAAUGGAUAUCGAAGGUUUGUACACAGUCUGUGCAGUUCAGUAACUGUGCUCACUGAGGAUGGAUGAGUGUAGAAGUGCAAAAGACAAUAAGUUCUGAUAUUCCGCUGCAUUCUCCCCACAGGCAGCAACGCUGAUAAGUGUGUACUUUGAACACACCUCUGCGGUGACAUGUUGCAAUAACAUUUUGUCUAAGGAAGGCAUUUAUCUCACACAUGUGAGAUGUGUGAGGUUACAUUACACUGGUGAGGAGGAAGAAAUCUGUUUCCUGUGCAGUUUUGACUUUAGCUGAAAUCGGAGGCUUUUUUUUUGCUGAUGUGGUUCCUGCUUCCUGCCUGUCCAUGGUGUCCACUGAUAGGCUUUGACUUCAUAACCACAGAAGUUGAGAUGCAGACAUCACUUAGACUGAUUUCACCAACAAGCAUGUUUUUCUCAAUACUUCUCACCAUGGCAUGUCAGAACCAGGUGUUUUUCAGAGUUUCAGAUGUAUAAAAAUUAAACUCCACAAAAGAUGUGCAAAAAACCUACAAAUACAGCACUUCAACUACAAUCUGCAGAAUAAGGCUCUGGUAGGACUUCAAAAUGUCCUGUGUGCUUGCACAGGUCUUAUGUAAAAGAUAGUUGCGUCAAGAGAGCUAAAGAUAGCGCUCCCCCUUCAUCGACCCCCCCGACCCAGUCCGGGACUCCCACUGCCCGGCGCCGCUGUGCUAAUGCCAAAAAGGGGCGAGGUUUUGCUGAAGGAGGCGGGUAAAUACGAACCUUUGCUAGGCAGUGACGUCAUUGUGAUGCAAGUUCACUUAAUUAUUGUGGUGCACAUACAGCACUUAAUUGGCCCCGUCUGGGCAGGAGGGUAAGAGGAGCGCUCGCAGACACCAGGCAUGGCAGUCACCGGAGAUGACACUGAAUCGUCAGCUGCCACUGGCGACGUUCCAGCCUACCAGAUUCGCACCCCUGCCACCAACUUGCCCCCAGGCGUGGUAAUGGCUGCUUCACCUGGCACCCUACACAGCCCUCAGCAGAACACAGAGGAGGCCACCCGCAAGCGGGAGGUGCGCCUCAUGAAGAACAGGGAGGCAGCUCGGGAGUGUCGCCGGAAAAAAAAGGAAUACGUGAAAUGCCUGGAAAACCGGGUAGCUGUGCUAGAAAACCAAAACAAGACACUGAUAGAGGAGCUGAAGGCCCUGAAGGACAUCUACUGCCACAAGGCGGAGUAGUGGGCAGCUCAACCAGACUGCGGGCGCCACGGUCCCAGACGUCGCACAUUUGGCCCUGGCCAUUUCCGAGAACCCAGCAAAGUGUGUCCCGACUUCCGGAAGGAGGCUGAGGCCUGUUGAAAUCCACCCCCCAGCUGCACUGCCCCUCACAUGUGAUGUGCAUGUCUUCCGUGUCACUUCCUGGUGCUCGUUGGCGCCCAGGAUGCCCGACCCGCUUUGCUGCAGGUCCUUGACAGGACGCCGGGUGUGAGUUCCAGUACCUGCAGGAUGCGUCCAGGAUGACGAGCUGAGCGUGCCAGUCCAGACGCAGUGCCCCUCCUGGUGCAGGGCGGCACCCCCCCAGUGUAGCCCCAGCUCCGGUCUGUUGUGCUUCUUGUGCUUUGCCGCUCUUUUCUGUAUAUAACAUUCCUCUGUAUGAUGAACUAAAGUGCUGUGAAGAAGGAGAAGGUGGAGGAAGAGCGUAAAUGGACAUCAGAUUGUUCGUCGCCCCACAGAGACAUUAUAUUUCAAGUAUUUUUCUAGAGACCUGUGUUGCGUAGCUAAACAAUCAGUCCACCAGCCGUAAUUUAUAUUAUCAAAAGUUUUCCAGUCCUGUGCAGAAGUGUCAUUUGAAUGUAAAAGCGCUUUGACUCCAGGCUCUGGAGUGCUUGUCGAAGGCCGAACAGGUGUCCGUGUUACUGCCACCUACUAACGUCCCCCUGCGAGGGCAUUUUUAUUAAAAUGGGCUUUUGGUCA
Scleropages formosus (Asian bonytongue) is the source of this 2508-nucleotide messenger RNA. RefSeq names its product cAMP responsive element modulator a (gene crema). Lineage: Eukaryota; Metazoa; Chordata; Actinopteri; Osteoglossiformes; Osteoglossidae. The record is from RefSeq and is a predicted model, not a curated record. The transcript is spliced from 3 exons. Gene Ontology annotation, cellular component: nucleus; ATF4-CREB1 transcription factor complex. Gene Ontology annotation, biological process: regulation of transcription by RNA polymerase II. Gene Ontology annotation, molecular function: DNA-binding transcription factor activity, RNA polymerase II-specific; protein binding; cAMP response element binding. Bases 1438 to 1773 code for a protein of 111 amino acids.